AUGCCAACAAUAACUGAUACUGGCGUAGGUCCAGUUUUUGUGACUUUGUGUACUUUGAAUGAUAACACGACAAGAUAUCUUAUCGUAGUUAAUCAAUAUGAUGGAACUAUCAGCGUGCUGAAUGUUAAUGAAGAUGGAACAUUGGAUUUUCUGAUCGACUAUACAGUUGGUUAUGGACCAAUUUCUGCUUUGUGUGGAUAUUUUGAUAAUAAUUCGGUUAUUGAUGUGGCAGUGUUGAAUAAUCUCGACGGCAAUGUGUUCAUAUUGCUUAAUUUUCAAGACGACACGUUUGAAUAUGAAGAUUGGGUUUUUGUUGGUACCGAUCCAAUCGCCAUGAUAUCUGCUGAUUUUAAUAAUGAUUUGAAAUUGGAUUUGGUAGUUGUCAAUCAAGGUGACAACAAUAUCGGUGUACUGAUUGGCAAUGUAGAUGGAGGUUUUCCGACACAAGUGAUCUAUGAUGUUGGAAACCAACCAACCUUUGUGGUAUCGGGAGACUUUAAUAAUGAUAAGAAAUUGGACUUGGCAGUAUCUAAUAGUGGCAGCUCUUUCAUUAGUGUUUUGUUUGGUGAUGAAAAUGGAGGAUUCCAGACUCAAGUAAGUUGUGAAGUUGGUAAUGGUACAAAUAUUUUGGCAGUGGCAGAUUUAAAUAACGAUGGUAUCUUGGACUUGGUAGCAACUGUUUCGGAUGAUUCUACUGUUAACGUACUAUUGGGCAAUCGUAAUGGAAGUUUUCAGAGUGGAGUAAAAUAUCAAAUCGGCACUAAUCCAACUUAUAUGAUAGCUGCUGAUUUCAACAAUGAUAGCAGACCAGAUCUUGCAUUAACGAAUCCAAAUGACAACACAAUCAGGAUACUAAUAAACUAUGGAAAUGGAACAUUUCAAACUCAAGUCAAGUAUGCUACUGAAAAGAACCCAGUAUUUCUCAUAUCGGAUACUUUUAACGAAGAUAAGAUUUUGGAUCUGUUAGUGGUUAACUACCAAGCAAACAGUAUCAGUUUGGUGAUAGGCAAUGGAGAUGGAACCUUUCGUGCUCGAAUACCAUUUAUGCUUUCCUACAACGCAACCAAUAUGGCAGCUGGUGACUUCAACAAGGACAACAGAACAGAUCUAGUAGUGACUAACGUAAAUGAUCAAAGUGUUAGUAUAUUACUGACUACUAAGGACAAUAUCUUAGAAAAUCUAGGUACAUAUCAAAGUGGAGUCUUGCCAACAUUCGUGAUUGUGAAUGAUUUCAACAGUGAUACUAAAUUAGAUUUGGUAGUCGUUAAUCAAAAAGACAACAGUGUAAGCGUGUUGCUCGGUAAUGGCGACGGUACGUUUCGAAAUCAAAGUUCCUUUCGCACUGGUACACGGCCAGUUUCUGUAGUAUCAGGCGAUUUCGACAACGAUAAAAAAGUGGACCUGGCAGUGGCUAACUUAGGUAAUCGAAGUAUUAGUGUGUUAUUAGGUUAUGGAAAUGGCACCUUUCAAUCUCAACGAUUUUAUAAGACUGGAAAGAGUCCAAGUUCUGUGAUAGCGCUUGAUUUAAACAGUGAUAAAAUUACUGAUCUAA
Molecule: messenger RNA, 1552 nt
Organism: Rotaria sp. Silwood2
Lineage: Eukaryota; Metazoa; Rotifera; Eurotatoria; Philodinida; Philodinidae
Source: the annotation of a GenBank genome assembly